AUGCCUCCAGAAUCUCGAGGAGAUAAAACGGCUGCCGAGUCGGCACCAUCGGCAAAGAAAGUCAAACUAGGUGUUGUCGCUGGUGUUUUUAUACCUGUUGUUCUGAAUAUCAUCAGUAUUCUUAUGUUCCUUCGUUUUGGUUCUAUACUAGGUCGAAUCGGUCUGCUGGGAAUGCUCGGUUUACUCGUUGUAGCCUAUGUCAUCGAUUUGAUUACUACACUAUCUUUGUCUGCCAUAGCGUCCAACGGAGAGGUUAAAGGUGGUGGUGCUUAUUAUCUAAUUUCAAGGUCUCUCGGUCCUGAAUUCGGCGGUUCUAUCGGCGUGCUUUUCUACCUUGCUCAAGUAGUAAACACCGCACUCAACGUCGUCGGUCUUAUAGACUGCCUAAAAUUAAACCUUGGGCUUCUGUUGCCACAAGGCUACUGGAAAGGCUAUGCCAUGCAGACUUGUGCCCUCGUUAUCUGCACUGCUCUAAGCCUCGCUGGACAGGCCAUCUUCGCCUUAGCCAGCCGUGGUCUCCUUGUCAUCCUCACUCUAGCCGUUCUUAGCAUUCCCGUUUCAGCCGUUGUAAUGAGUCCAUUCAAAAAUGAUAUAAUUGGGGUCGAGUUCACCGGCUUAAGCAUGGACACGAUGCGUUCCAACCUGUUCCCACAUACUGGUGGCUCUACAUAUCAGGGCGUUGAGACAUUCAGGGAGCUGUUUGGAAUUCUCUUCAGUGCCACUUCUGGCAUCUUUGCUGGGGCAUCAAUGUCAGGGGACCUGCGGAACCCAAGUAAAGCUAUUCCCAAAGGCACGUUGUGGGCCAUGGCGUGGACCUUCUUCCUCUACGUAGUCGUCAUUUUGUCGAUAGCCUCUAGCAUCACUCACCCUUCUUUUCUCAGAGACACCAACAUUAUAUCUACGACCAGUAUAUGGUCACCACUAAUCCUUGCUGGAGAAUGUGCAACAACGUUCUUUUCGGCUCUAAUGGGAAUCUUGGGUAGCUCUAAACUUCUUCAGGCUCUCGGACGAGAUAAACUCCUUCCAGGUCUAUCCAUAUUCGGAAAAGGAAACAGACGUGAUGACCCUAUACUGGCCAUACUUAUCACCUAUAUAAUUGCACAGGUUGCACUGUUUGCAGACUUAAACCAGAUUGCAACUUUCAUAUCCAUGGGCUACCAGAUGACCUUUUUUGUCAUGAACUUAGCUUGCUUCUUACUCAAGAUAGGAUCAGCCCCGAACUUCCGUCCCGCAUUCACCUUUUUUAGCUGGCAUACAGCAUUUGUAGGAAGUGCCCUUUCUGCAGCUGCCAUGUUUUUCAUAGACGGUACUUACGCUGCGGCAGCCAUCUGUGUGCUAAUAUUCCUCUUCCUGAUCAUACAUUAUAUGAGCCCACCGAAGCAUUGGGGUGAUGUUUCUCAGAAUCUGAUUUAUCAUCAGGUACGAAAGUACCUCCUACGACUCAAGCCUGAACAUAUCAAGUUCUGGAGACCUCAAAUCAUCCUCUUAGUUAAUGACCCUCGCCACCAUACGCGGCUUAUCCAGUUUUGUAAUUCUCUGAAGAAAGGAUCCCUUUACAUAUUAGGGCAUGUCAUUGUAACAGAUGACUUCAAUACGGGGGUACACGAGGCGAAGUUACAGCAGUCAGCUUGGACCAGAUAUAUCUCGGAAUAUUCGAGGAUCAAGGCAUUCGUUCAGCUGACGAUGUCGCCAACAAUUGUAUGGGGGGUACGAAAUUUGAUUUUGUCGGCUGGCUUGGGCGGUAUGCGACCCAAUAUAGCGGUUCUGGGGUUUUAUGAUAUGGACGAGUUGCGGAAAUCUAGGCCACUUGCGCAAAUACCUAAAGUGACAUCUACACCCACAACGCCAAGAAUUUCGACGAGAGUUGACGGGAAAACCCCAACCCGUCGACGAGGAGACACGUCGGCUCGCCUACUAGACGGAUUUCUUCCAACAGACUCAAUCCGUACGGAGGGUACCAUGUCUGUUAUAGACUAUCUCACAAUUCUUGAGGACCUCACACUGCGCCACCGUCUUAAUGUUGCAGUUGGCAAAGGGUUUCAGGCGCUAGAAACUCCGCGAAAUGACGGAGGGAAUAUAAAAAAGUAUAUUGAUUUGUGGCCGAUUCAGAUGUCAGCCGAAAUUACAAACGGUGCUCAAAGCGUGCUGACAACUAAUUUUGAUACAUAUACGUUGAUUCUACAACUUGGCUACAUUUUACGGAGUGUCCCGGCAUGGAAAAAGGCAUUUCAAUUACGCGUUUUAGUAUUCGUUGAAUAUGAAAGCGAGAUUGUGGAGGAAGAGGCAAGAUUGAAAGCUUUAUUAGAAAAGUUGCGGAUCGAUGCUACCAUUCAAGUGUUUUGGCUUGCGUCUGGUCAACUUCAGGGCUACGAGACUAUCGUCAACGGCCGUGGAAUGAAUUCCGAAUCUGGGCUUAUUAUACAUGAAUUGCUGAAGGACGACGAUUGGUGGCAAGAGCUUCAAAAUUUGAGGACCGAAGCUCACGAAAUGUCUCGAUCACAAGAGCUCGCCUCUUUAGAGGAGAUGCUCAAUCCUACCAGACGUAGAGGGAGCUCCAUGUCGAAAUCCGAUGGUCAUCAUAGCUUGCCAAGAGGCUUAGAUGUCAAUGACUUACUUGACAAAUCUAAGCAGCCGACAGUUUCUACUAUUGCGAAGUUAGGCCUUAACUUCGGGAUCCAUACUCAUCAACUGAGCUCUUCUGCUUUCAAUCGUCAAGAGGAUGAGGACUCUACUGAUUAUAGCGACGAAGAUGGAGAAUCUAUGGAUGCUGACUUCAAUGAUAGUCUCAGCACGGCAAGUGAUGGCGAAAUGGAAGACUUGGCAACCUCGCGGAGGGAUAGUGCCAUGAGUUUUGUCAGCCGGAGAAAAAGCUAUGGAGAUAUCAUGCGUAGGGAAGAACUACUAGGGGAUACAAAACGUAAAAGAACCCAGAAAUCAGGGAAUACGGCUACAACCAAUUCAUCAGGGUAUGGCACGAUAGCCCCGGUGACAAGACCAGCUAUAACGCCAGCCCCCCCUAUUCAACGAGCGCAAAGCUCUACUGGUCUUUUGAGUGUUGCUUCAGAAUCGGGCGAUUCUACACCCACCACGACCAAAGCACCGUCUAGGCCAACAUUUUCGCGACACUCGUCAACAGGCAGGUUCACCAGUAAACCAACACCCGAAACCACAAUGGUCGUCGAGGAGGGCACAGGACCAAGGAUGACUUUCUCUACGGAAGAAGAGCCGGCAACAGCUCUGCCUCGACGCCCGCCAUUUUCACGGAACGUAUCCGUCGGGCGCUAUUCCAGUCGUCCAGUUCCGGAGACCAAGGUGGAGAACGAGGAUGAGUUUGGGCCCCGACUCACGUUCGCUGAACCCGAGGCUAGUGCAUCGGAGCCGUUGCUAAAGUCACGAAGAAAUUCAAUAUCUCGUAACAAUGAAUCACUAAACACACAGUUUAACGUACCCGAGCUGCUCGAGUCCUAUAGUCCUGGCCCUCGGGCAGACGAGGAGAUACGCUCUUUAUACUCAACACAAAGCAUUCCUCUCUCAUUCAACGACUUACCGAGCCGUGCCCAACACCUAAUCAUCAACGAGCUGAUGCGACAACAUAGUAACGAGACAGCUAUAAUUUUAACAACUCUCCCGAUUCCUGAGGAGGGUACUUGCAAAAGCGAGGAGGCCGGAUUAAGGUACCUGACCGAUAUCGAGGUGCUUUGUCAUGAGCUUCCACCCGUCCUUCUGGUUUUGAGCAACAACAUGACGGUGACAGCUAGCUUAUAG
This is a messenger RNA of Hypoxylon fragiforme, 3765 nucleotides long. RefSeq names its product amino acid permease-domain-containing protein. Gene Ontology annotation, cellular component: membrane. Gene Ontology annotation, molecular function: potassium:chloride symporter activity. NCBI's taxonomy places the organism in Eukaryota, Fungi, Ascomycota, Sordariomycetes, Xylariales, Hypoxylaceae. The record is from RefSeq and is a predicted model, not a curated record. Gene Ontology annotation, biological process: chloride transmembrane transport; potassium ion homeostasis; chloride ion homeostasis. The transcript has 4 exons. Bases 1 to 3765 code for a protein of 1254 amino acids.